AUUUCACUUAUUGUUUAUUUAGUAGGAAUUAAUAUUAUGGAAGACACAAUAUCAAUUACACUCGACUGUAUAGUAGAUAAAGUAUCAAAUAAUUUAGAAAAUAAAAUUGAAAAAAUCAAUCAAUGCGUAUCAAUAAGCAUUGACGAUAAUUCACUUGAAGAAAAAUCUUGUCGUAUUUGCUAUGACUUAACUCUAUUACCUAUUAUUUAUCCAUGUCGAUGUAAGGGUACGAUGGGAGCAAUCCAUUUAUCUUGUUUAGAACGCUGGUUGGAGGAGAGUAACAGAAAUAGUUGUGAGUUGUGUGGUUAUCAAUUUGAUAUAGAACGCACACCACGUUACAGUGCAUUACACUCCAUAAUAAUAUGGAUGUGCACAAAACAAGAGGAACAACAAUUAUUUGUACGUAAUAUACGUGUUGAUUUAAUACGUUGCAUGAUCGCCACUCCACUGACAUUAGGCUCAACUUACGUAUGUAUUGUCGCCGCGGAUUUUUAUUCGACAAAUAACUAUGACAACUUCCCGCCUGCAAGAUGGACAACUUAUUCACUUGUUGCUAUGAUGAUACUAGUUGUAUUUUCAUAUUUUGCUUGGAUCUACAUGGCCUUGCAAUAUCAUCAACGAGUAUGGUUUUAUUGGUGGCAAAAAACAAGUGUUGUUAAGUUGAAGCAUCAUCACACGUCGAUGGAAGACGUAAAUAAAAAUCUGACGAUGUACCGCUCGAGGAUGAGCCACGGGAUCUUGCCAGUCUGA
Molecule: messenger RNA, 750 nt
Organism: Cotesia glomerata
Lineage: Eukaryota; Metazoa; Arthropoda; Insecta; Hymenoptera; Braconidae
Product: E3 ubiquitin-protein ligase MARCHF3-like
Exons: 2
Biological process (GO): protein ubiquitination
Molecular function (GO): zinc ion binding; ubiquitin-protein transferase activity
Source: RefSeq, a predicted model, not a curated record